UCAGUUGAAACUGCUCUUUCGUCUCAUCGGUGUGAGUGCUCUCAGCCUUCACGAGAUCCCGGGCUUUCCUCCAGCUGUUGGAGGAAAGAAAAGAAAAGGAAGAGCUUUUCUUUUGAAAUCCCUUCGCAUAAGCAGCAGCUAACAAUUUUGGGGGGACAUCUUAUUGAAAAUUUAGUGGAGAAUUGAAGCGUGAAAUACUUUUAUUGCAAAGGAUUCUUUGAUUGGGGGCUUUGUUUUCCCCCCUCGUUUUUAAUUCUUAAGCCGACCCAGCCGGAUCAUGGUGAUGUUCAAGAAGAUCAAGUCUUUCGAGGUGGUCUUUAACGACCCUGAAAAGGUGUACGGCAGUGGGGAGAAGGUGGCCGGCCGGGUGACAGUGGAGGUGUGUGAAGUCACUCGAGUCAAAGCUGUGAGGAUCCUGGCUUGCGGAGUGGCCAAAGUCCUGUGGAUACAGGGAUCCCAGCAGUGCAAACAGACGUUGGACUACCUGCGCUACGAAGACACGCUGCUCCUGGACGACCAACCAACAGGUGAGAAUGAGAUGGUGAUCAUGAGACCUGGAAACAAAUAUGAAUACAAGUUUGGCUUUGAGCUUCCUCAGGGGCCUCUGGGAACAUCUUUCAAAGGAAAAUAUGGGUGUGUAGACUACUGGGUGAAGGCUUUUAUUGAUCGUCCCAGCCAGCCAACUCAGGAGACAAAGAAACACUUUGAAGUGAUGGAUCUAGUGGAUGUCAAUACUCCUGAUUUAAUGGCACCUGUGUCUGCUAAAAAGGAGAAGAAAGUUUCCUGCAUGUUUAUUCCUGAUGGGCAGGUGUCUGUCUCUGCCCGAAUAGACAGAAAAGGAUUCUGUGAAGGUGAUGAGAUUAACAUCCAUGCUGACUUUGAGAAUACCAGUUCCCGCAUUGUGGUCCCCAAAGCUGCCAUUGUAGCCCGCCACACUUACCUUGCCAAUGGCCAAACCAAGGUGCUGACGCAGAAGUUGUCAUCGGUCAGAGGCAAUCAUAUUAUCUCAGGAACCUGUGCAUCAUGGCGUGGCAAGAGCCUUCGAGUGCAGAAGAUCAGGCCUUCUAUCUUGGGCUGCAAUAUCCUUCGAGUUGAAUACUCCUUACUGAUCUAUGUUAGCGUCCCUGGCUCCAAGAAAGUCAUUCUUGAUCUGCCCCUGGUAAUUGGCAGCAGGUCAGGGCUCAGUAGCCGGACUUCCAGCAUGGCCAGCCGAACCAGCUCUGAGAUGAGUUGGGUGGAUCUAAACAUCCCUGAUACCCCAGAAGCUCCUCCUUGCUAUAUGGAUAUCAUUCCUGAAGAUCACCGAUUGGAGAGCCCCACUACUCCUCUGCUAGAUGACACAGAUGGUUCUCAAGACAGCCCUAUUUUUAUGUAUGCUCCUGAGUUCCAGUUCAUGCCACCACCUACUUAUACUGAGGUGAGAAUUGUCAUUUUACCACUACAUUUGUUCAAAGCCUUUGAUAGGAAGUUGACAUUGGAGACAUAGCUAACCUGGGUUGUUCCCCCCUUUUAGUUCUUACCCAAACUAAAAUGUUCAUUUCUUUCUCCCUCCCAGGUGGAUCCCUGCAUCCUCAACAACAAUGUGCAGUGAGCAUCUGGAAGAAAAGAAGCAGCUGUACCUACUUGUUUCUUUUCACCUCUCUUCCUGGGCUCGUACUUUUUUAGAGACUCAACAGUCUCUAUAGUGGGGUACAGGUCCACCCCAGCCUCUGACUCUCCAGUGUAGAAGGUGAUCAGCAGGCAGUCUCCUGGGCCUUAAAGGGUGCGCACUCGUCCUCAGCCAGUGAGAUGUUGUGAUAUGGGGUUUUUUGUUGAGUGGGUUUAAAAACAUACUAGAAAAAUUCAGGCCCAUCCCAUUUUCUUGGAUCUCUUUGAAAAUUGAGGCAUUUUCAGUAAUUUUGAAUAAGGGGUAGAAAUGGCCUUCUGGCAUGGUUUUCCCAUGGUUUUAUGGAGGGGAUUUUAGAUUGUUAUAGCAAUAGAUCUUGAACCUCUGCCAUGUGGAGGAGAGCCAGGAUAGCAAACUAGGAAAAUGAAAAGGGAAAAAAAUCAUGGCCAAAACUUUGGGAAAAGGAUGUUCUUAAAACUAUUGUUCCCCUUUGUUUGUACACUUAUAGAAAAAAAAAGAAAGCGAGAAAAAGAGAAGCCCUCCAGAGCUGAUUUGGUUUGGACUUUGUGGAGUGAGCUUGCCAUGUGAAUUAAAGGGAAGAAGCUCUAAGGUUGUCUUUGUUUAGAAAGUACUUUAAUCAGGCAUAAAGUAGUAGUAACUAUGCCCCACCAAAGGUCUUAAAAGCCAUUUUUAAAGCCUAUUGCACUGUGUUCUCUUGUUGGCAAACGUUUUCAUGCGGGAGAAUGUGUUUUUCUUUUCAUGUGACUCCUUGGAAUUGAUUCUAAGGUGAUGUUCUUAGCACUUUAAUUUGUGUCAAAUUUGAGAUUUUUUUACUUUCUCAAAUGUAAGCUGUGUCUGCUAUGUCUCUAGGAGUAAGCACGAUGACAAAAA
Messenger RNA from Hippopotamus amphibius kiboko, 2497 nucleotides. RefSeq names its product thioredoxin interacting protein (gene TXNIP). Gene Ontology annotation, biological process: protein transport. Bases 278 to 1486 code for a protein of 402 amino acids. NCBI's taxonomy places the organism in Eukaryota, Metazoa, Chordata, Mammalia, Artiodactyla, Hippopotamidae. The transcript has 7 exons. Gene Ontology annotation, molecular function: ubiquitin protein ligase binding. The record is from RefSeq and is a predicted model, not a curated record. Gene Ontology annotation, cellular component: cytoplasm.